CAGGACCUUGAGGACCUGCAGCUGGAUUUCUGGUUGGCAACUCGUGGUGUCGGGCACCCGGUCGAUGUCCGCGUGCCCUUCCCCAGCCUGCAGCCCCUCAAAGCCCACCUGGAGGCCAACGGCAUCUCCUACUCCAUCAUGAUCGAGGACGUGCAGGCGCUGGUGGACGAUGAGCAGAUGGAGAUGCUUCGUGAACGCCGCUGGCUGCCGCUUUCCACCAACACCUUCAACUAUGCCAGUUACCACAGCCUGGACGAGAUCUACGCCUUCAUGGACCUGCUGGUGGCUGAAAACUCACACCUGGUCAGCAAGAUUGAGAUCGGCCGGUCAACGGAGAACCGCCCCAUCUACGUGCUCAAGUUCAGCAAAGGUGGGACGAACCGCCCGGCCAUCUGGAUUGACACCGGUAUCCACUCCCGCGAGUGGGUGACACAGGCCAGCGGUGUCUGGUUCGCCAAGAAGAUUGUCCAGGAUCAUGAGAAUGACGAAGGUCUGGCCUCCAUCCUGGACAAGAUGGACAUCUUCCUGGAGAUUGUCACCAACCCAGAUGGCUUCGCCUUCACUCAAAGCCAGAAUCGCAUGUGGCGCAAGACCAGGUCCAAGCACUCAAGCAUUUGCGUCGGUGUGGACCCCAACCGCAACUGGGACGCAGGUUUUGGAGGGUCUGGGGCCAGUGGAAACCCCUGCUCAGAGACGUACCAUGGACCCUACGCCAACUCAGAGCCCGAGGUGAAGGCCAUCGUAGACUUUGUGAAGAGCCACGGGAACAUCAAGGCUUUCGUCUCCAUCCACAGCUACUCCCAGCUCCUGCUCUACCCCUACGGCUACACCACCACCCCAGUGCCUGACCAGAAGGAACUGCACGAGAUUUCCGAGAAAGCGGUGGCAGCUCUGUCUUCUCUGUACGGCACUAAAUACAAGUACGGCAGCAUCAUCACCACCAUCUAUAAAGCCAGUGGAGGAACCAUCGACUGGACCUAUGAACAGGGUAUUAAAUACUCCUUCACCUUCGAGCUGAGGGACACGGGGCGUUACGGGUUCCUGCUCCCCGCCAAAGAGAUCGUCCCGACCGCCCAGGAGACGUGGCUGGCGCUGAAGGUCAUCAUGCAAUACACGGUGGACCAUCCCUACUAA
Antrostomus carolinensis (chuck-will's-widow) is the source of this 1134-nucleotide messenger RNA. Its product is annotated as carboxypeptidase A1. Gene Ontology annotation, biological process: proteolysis. The record is from RefSeq and is a predicted model, not a curated record. NCBI's taxonomy places the organism in Eukaryota, Metazoa, Chordata, Aves, Caprimulgiformes, Caprimulgidae. Gene Ontology annotation, molecular function: zinc ion binding; metallocarboxypeptidase activity. The annotation marks the transcript as partial. The transcript is spliced from 10 exons.